GAGGAGGAGAGGGGACGGGAAGAGAAGAGCCGAGCCGCCGGUGGGGCUGUGUGUGAUGGGGACAGCGCAAGGUCGUGCGGGUCGGAGCCUGGCCCCGGCGGCAAGGCCGUGAGGACAAACGCGGACUUCAAGAUGACAGGAAGAGAGUUUCUUGAACUAGAUGCUCCACAGCAUAGACUAUAUUUGGAAAGAUUUCAGCGGAUGGAACUCAUACAAAAGAUAUUCAAUGAGCUUCCUAAAGCAGAUCAGAAUCUGUGCAAUCAUGGAUCAUACUUCCUAGCAGCAAACGCAAGCUUAUGUGGCUUGGCAGGAAAUAACUUCUUCAGGAACAUCCUACAUGUCCGAAGAGCUGCCAUUAUAACUGCAUUGCCAAUGGCCGUGCUGCCAUUUAUUUCAACAGCAGCAGUUUAUGAAAUAUUUGUGCGUCAGCCUUUAUUUUCAGGUGAGCUGAACUGUGAGGUCUGUGCUGUGGUCAGAGGAGGACUGGUGGGGGCUGUUGUGGGUGGACUCUACCCUAUUUUCCUGGCUAUCCCCUUGAACGGAAGCCUUGCAGCCAGGUAUUCUUCAUCACCCUUGCCAGGGAAGGAAAAUCUCUUGCGCUUCUGGCUCAGCAUUUCUCAGCCUGUCUUUAGAAAGAUGAGCUUGGGUGUACUUGUACAGGCUCUGACUGGAUUGUAUCUUGCCAGUAAACAUCAUGGAAUAUAUGUCAAAAUACUGCAGCAGAUAAACUCUAGCAGGGAUCCUGAAGAGUUACAAGGAUGAAGUUAAGCAGCUUUUCAGUUGCCUUGGAUAAGUAAUCAUAAUAAACAAAGCAAGAA
Molecule: messenger RNA, 818 nt
Organism: Pezoporus flaviventris
Lineage: Eukaryota; Metazoa; Chordata; Aves; Psittaciformes; Psittacidae
Product: transmembrane protein 126A-like
Exons: 5
Coding region: 133-762 (209 amino acids)
Biological process (GO): mitochondrial respiratory chain complex I assembly
Cellular component (GO): mitochondrion
Source: RefSeq, a predicted model, not a curated record